UUCAGCCUUCCUUUAGUCUCCAAGAAAUUUACUCUGGAUCUCAGAUUAAGCCAAGCCCUUGACUUGUUUGCCAGCUUCAGUGGGUCUACGGGCAGCCAUGGAUGUGGGUCUCUUGGACCUACCAGGUGGAUCUCAGGUUCCCAGAAAGACUCUUUGGGGCAGUCGGGGCAGGGGCCCAGCCAUGCGUCGGCAGCGAGAGUUCAUGCCGGAGGAGAAGAAGGACACGGUUUACUGGGAGAAGCGGAGGAAGAACAACGAGGCGGCCAAGAGGUCCCGGGAGAAACGCCGCCUCAAUGACGUGGCCAUCGAGGGCAGGCUGGCUGCGCUGCUGGAGGAAAAUGCGCUGCUCAGGGCUGAGCUGCGGGCCCUCAAGCUGCGCUUUGGCCUCCUGCCAUCUUUCAGGGGCCCCCAGGCCUUGCCUCUGCAGGCUCUGCUCUGGGAGCCGCCCUGGUCCCGAGAGCCCUGCUCUGAACCACUCCUGUCUCUGCCUGGCUCCCGCGGCUGCCUCUUAACACCGUGUUCUCUGGAGUCUGGGAUCCCGUGCUGCCAGGGCUGCCUGGUGGCUCACGGAUGGACGGGCCUUGCUGCUUGUCCCAGAUUCUCCCAGGAGCCCGCUGCCCCUGUCCCCAAGGGAACGGACAUGCACCUGCAGGCGGCCCUCCCUGCUGCCCUCUUCCGCUGUCACCUCUUGGAUGGGCCUGUGGGGCCCAGGCCAGAGCUGAAGCCUCGGUGGGGGCUGUGGUCACCUGUGCACUCUGGGUGCCAGGCCUCGGGGCCCUUAGACGUGCUGCUGACGCCCUCUGCAGAUGCCACAGGGAUUUCUCCUGGGGUGACCUGCCCUAUGCCGGGGAACCUUCCCGAGGGGGUGGCUCAGCCUUCCCUUCCCCACAAACUUCGCAUCAAAUCCCAGGCUCUGGGCAGGGUGUGUUGAGGCUGGGAGGGCAGCCAGGGCUCCCUCCGAGGCUUCCCCUGGCAGGGUGGUUGGGACUGAACAUGGGUUUGUCUGACAGGGGAGUGGCUUGGCCUUGACCAGCUUCCAGAGCCGGGCAAGUCUUGUAGGAAAUAGGCUGUGCUGGCUGUCAGGGUGCACUUGCCAGUGUCCAGAACAGGUUUCUAGGCAGAGGAGGUAAGGUUCCAUGUUUGUUUCAAUCAUAGCCUUUGCCUUGCCUUAAAAUCUAUGCUUUGGAUUGUUCUUUUCUCCAUCUGUCCGUCCAUCCAUCCAUCCACCCACCCAUUCAUUCACUUAUCCCUCAUCUUUCCAUCCGUCCAUCUAUUACCCAUCCAUUCAUCAUCCUUUUAUUCAUAUAUUCAUUUAAUCACUCAUUCAUGUGCUCACUCGUUCAUCAUUAACUUACUCACUCAUUUAGCUACAGUUCAUUUGUGUCCUCAUCCACCCACUCAUGGUCUUGAGAUCCUCCCUUGGCUCUCAGCUUAGUGACAAGUGUGAGGACACCUUCCUGGCCUCUGAGUCCUCUCUGGGGUUGGGCACAGAAGGUCUGAGGAGAGACCUACCGAGGGCCACACCAACAGCAGAAAUCGUGUCUCAGGGUGUUUGAGUCCUCACUUCUUGCGGUCCUCUUGAGGACUUGCUUACCACUCAGUUUGAGGAACCAAUGUGUGACCCCCACCCCCACCCCGAUGGCUUCCUCUUUGUCUUGGUUCAGGGACCUGAGCUGUUGGGACAGAUCAGCCACAACUGUGUGUGUGGGGUCAGGGUCCUCUCCCUCCCCAUCUGCUCCCUGACCUUUAGGACUAGGCAUACAUACCCAGCUGGGCAGGAGAAAGAGUCACUUGGCAGGGAGGGUCUCCAGAGCUCCUCCCCCCAUCUCCCUGGCCAGCUGGGUCAUCAGGGGGCAUCAGAACAGCCCCCCAAGUUUGGGGGAUGGGCUACUUCCCAGCCACGUUGGGUUGAUCAUGGUCACAAAUGUAUAUGGGUGGGGACGUCCAGGGUGUCUCCUCACUGGUACAACUGAGAGCAUUCUAGGCACAGACAUAGCCCUGGCCAGUACCCUUAUUCUGAUUCAGGGCCAAGACUGGGCACAUCUUGGCUCACUACCCCUGUCUUUGGCUGUCCAGUGGGAGCAGAGAGCAAAGUUCUGGCCAGGCCUCCCAUUUUGCUGGUCAUAGUUCGGCAGUCAGCUGGGGGCAUUCAGCCAGCCCAGGGCUCAUCCCAGGCUCCAGUACUUCCCUCAGGCGUGAGUGGGCUGAGGGCGCAGUGCUCUGCUUUCCUCCCUGCCUUUAGGCUUGGUUUGGAGACUCAGAUCUCCUAAGAAUGUCCUGGGGAGGCUAGACAGAAGGUCUGUCUGGCAAGGGUUGUCCCAGCCUGUCCCUCCCCAGCCAACUCCCCCAGCUGGAAAUGGGGUAGCUUGUGGUGGGGGAGGUCCUGCUUGGCAAAGACCAGAGAAAGCUCUACCUGAGACAAAUAAAAGAAUUUCCACACCAGAAGGGGCCCCUUGAGUCUGCUGAGUGGCUAUCCUGCCUCUGCUUGAAUGUCUCUCAGAACAGGGAACACCCUCCAAAGGAAGCCACCAUUUCCUCUCUUGGGCCAAAACCUACUUCUUGCAAAUGUCUACCUCUGGUUUUGUUCCUAACACACACUCAGUCCCCCAUCGCUGUUUCUUCCUUCCUCUUGGAAAUGGCUGGGACAAUGGACGAAGGCCCUAGGUCCCCCUUUCUGAAGUGGACACCACCACAUUUAGCUCAGAUAGUCUGAGAGCACAAACUCUCAUUUAUUCUGUAUACAGCACUUCAUACACAGCUCAGCACACAAUAAGCAUAUGACACAUGUCAACUCCUCUUUCUUCCAUUCCCUUCAUAGAAAGUUCUCGUGUUCCCAGACUCAGAGUAGGACUCUAUCAGUGGAAUGUCCUUUUGUUCUGCAAAAUCCCUUCUCUUCUCUCUGGCCCAGUUCUUAUUUUUUGUCAAUGCUAUUUACAUAUGAUGACUCCUGAAACUGAAUAUGCAUGUCAGAGAUGUUGCAUUUUAGAAAGACCUAACUCCAGUCAUGGGGGCUGUGUGACUACACACACAGAUAUUACUGAAUUGGAACAUGAACUCAGUUUAUUCAUCAAGUAUGUAUUUUCAACAGCUUUUGAGCUCCUACUAUGCAUUAAGCAGGAACUGGGUGAGCAAAGUAGUGAUCCAGGCAGAGGUUCAUGGAAAGAAGUAGCUCACAUGGAUGUCUAGAACAUUCACCCAAGAUGUGUCGAUUAGUCUCCUUUGUGCAGGACCGUGGGACCACAGGCAUGGUCUCUGCUCUCCAAGAGCCACUGGGAAACUGGUAAUUCUCCAUGUCAGGUUUGUCAUUGCCUUGGGGACUGAAAUUUAGGACAUUAUGCAGCCACACGUUACUUCUCCUCGUCCACCCAUCCUUCCAGGAUAGUGGGGUCUUGCUGGAUAUAAACGCAUAAAGUUCCCUUCCUGCUUCCAGUGUAUCUGGUCAUGUAGAAUGUGCAAUAAACAUUGAGUGAGAGUGUCUGGCUGUUCUGGUCGAUGAUUCCCUGACUUGAGGAUGCUGAUGAACCUACAUUUUUUUUGCCU
Molecule: messenger RNA, 3540 nt
Organism: Heterocephalus glaber (naked mole-rat)
Lineage: Eukaryota; Metazoa; Chordata; Mammalia; Rodentia; Bathyergidae
Gene: Nfilz
Product: NFIL3 like basic leucine zipper
Biological process (GO): regulation of DNA-templated transcription; circadian rhythm
Cellular component (GO): nucleus
Molecular function (GO): DNA-binding transcription factor activity; DNA binding
Source: RefSeq, a predicted model, not a curated record